AUGAAAAACAUCCAAAGCUAUCACCAGAAAACUUUGGGAUGGGCUGAUAUCGGUUACAACUUCUUGAUCGGUGGUGAUGGCAACGUCUACGAAGGUCGCGGCUGGAAUGUCAUGGGUGCCCAUGCCACCAACUGGAACUCCAAGUCCAUUGGCAUCUCCUUCAUGGGUAACUACAACAACGACAGACCCACCGCCGCUCAAAUCAGUGUUGCCAAGAGCUUGUUGGCUGCUGCCGUCUCCCGUGGCCAAAUCAAGUCUGGCUACAUUUUGUACGGUCACCGUCAAGUCGGCUCCACCGAAUGCCCCGGAACCAAUUUGUGGAACGAAAUCAGAACCUGGCCCAACUGGAAGGCUUAA
Molecule: messenger RNA, 357 nt
Organism: Stomoxys calcitrans (stable fly)
Lineage: Eukaryota; Metazoa; Arthropoda; Insecta; Diptera; Muscidae
Product: peptidoglycan-recognition protein SC2-like
Exons: 1
Coding region: 1-357 (118 amino acids)
Biological process (GO): peptidoglycan catabolic process
Molecular function (GO): N-acetylmuramoyl-L-alanine amidase activity; zinc ion binding
Source: RefSeq, a predicted model, not a curated record